Molecule: messenger RNA, 441 nt
Organism: Colletotrichum siamense
Lineage: Eukaryota; Fungi; Ascomycota; Sordariomycetes; Glomerellales; Glomerellaceae
Exons: 1
Coding region: 1-441 (146 amino acids)
Source: RefSeq, a predicted model, not a curated record
AUGACGAACAACAAGAACGACAGCAAACUCGCAAACGUCCCCAUCCUCAACAAACUCACAUCCAACUCGAACUCGUCCUCGUCCUCGUCUUCCUGGACAGGUUCAUCAUCAAACAAGAAGAGUCACCACACGCCGCACUACAACUCCACAGACCACCACCACCUCAGGAUGCCCGUCGGAAACAACGACCAGAACAACGGCGUCACGGGCGCCGCCAAGUUCGUCACCUCGACGCUGGGCAACACCGUCGGCGGCGUCACGCGCACCGUCGGCAAUGUCACGGGCGCCGCGACCAAGGGCGUCGGGGACACUAUCACGAGCGCGGGCGGUAGCGCCGGGCGGCCUAUUGGUGACGGGCUGGGCAACCUCGGCGGCGGGCUGCAGAAUGCUUUGAACUCGGUGGGAAAGGGCGCGGAGGAUGCGGGGCAGUGGAAGAGAUAG